AUGGUUGGCGAGAACAGCUGUCUUCGCGACUACGGGUCCAACGAAGACUGGGCCAAGGUGUGCCCGACCAUCAAGGACAGCCUGGACGACGAGCCAGAGAACCCAGGCCAGCCCGUGGAGCCCUGCCAGGCAGGCCAGAACGGCAACCCGGCCAGGCUGCGGCGACAGGACGGCGGUGGUGGUGGUAGCUGUCCCUUGAUCCCCGGGGACAACGGACCAGGCAAGAACAUCGAGUGGGAAACAGGCCCGUCGGGACCGGAGUGUGAGGGCGAAGACCACUGCGGCGGAGAGGUCUGCAAGGGCUACUACUGCGAUCCGGACCCUGAUAUCAGCCAUCCCCCGGACUACUACGACCCCAAGGACCCCGAGAAUCCGCAUGGAACGUCGUCUGAUAUUCCUGAGCCGACAUCAACAUCCACUUCGACUUCGACAGCGUCACCGACGAGUACGCCGAAGCCGCCUGUUAAAACGAUUGAUAUAUGUCUUGGGUCGUCAACGAGCACGACGUGGCAGUUAACCAUCCACAACUAUCUUGUUUAUCCGCCUGAUUCCGCCUGCAACGGUCUAUACAUCACAGACCCCAGCAUCGGUUCCUCCACACCAGUCUGCGACAUCCCCAAGGACGAAGUCACCUUCAACUACUGCAGUGAAGACGGCGACGCCAAAUUCGUGGACGAGGGCCCCGAGGUCUUCGACGGAUGCGGAUUCCAGCUCGAGCUCGAUGGAAAGAAGUAUACGCCGAAACAGCUGGACCCGGAUGACGACGAUAAUAACCCGUGCGCGUAUACCUGUGCUAGCGGGGGCACGAUUUCGUUCGUUCGGGGGCUUUUGUUGUUUGAGGAGAUUCCUGAGUGCGAUCAGGAAGGUAAAGGUCUUUAA
This is a messenger RNA of Aspergillus puulaauensis, 879 nucleotides long. RefSeq lists its product as uncharacterized. Bases 1 to 879 code for a protein of 292 amino acids. The transcript has 2 exons. Lineage: Eukaryota; Fungi; Ascomycota; Eurotiomycetes; Eurotiales; Aspergillaceae. The record is from RefSeq and is a predicted model, not a curated record.